Molecule: messenger RNA, 1248 nt
Organism: Triticum aestivum (bread wheat)
Lineage: Eukaryota; Viridiplantae; Streptophyta; Magnoliopsida; Poales; Poaceae
Product: pathogenesis-related thaumatin-like protein 3.5
Source: RefSeq, a predicted model, not a curated record
ACCAACCUCACCAAGAAAAGCAAAGCUUUCCCUGCAUGGUUGAUGCCUUGAUGGCAGCACUUGCCCUCACUCUCUUCCUCUUCUUUAAAAUCUUGUAAGCAUCCUCGCAAUGUCUUCUUCCUUCCUUCCGAUCGUGACCCCAUUUUCCCUUCUCCCAUCGACGACGACGUCGGCUGCCGGGUUUUUCCAUACACAAGUCACACCAUGGGAGAGCCAAGGCAUCACUGCAAGCUAUGUCUCCUCGUGGCAUUGGCGCUGUGGCUGCACGCACCGACGGGCGCGACGACGAAGUUCACCAUAGCGAACUACUGCGCCUACACGAUAUGGCCGGGCACGCUGGCCGGUUCCGGCACGCCGCAGCUGUCCACGACGGGGUUCGAGCUCGGGCCGGGGCAGGCGGUGCGGCUGGCGGCGCCGGCGGGGUGGUCGGGGCGGAUGUGGGCGCGGACCGGGUGCGUGUUCGACGCGGCCGGCGCCGGCGUCUGCCAGACGGGCGACUGCGGCGGGCGCGUGGAGUGCCGCGGCGCCGGCGCCACGCCGCCGGCCACGCUCUUCGAGGUCACGCUGGGGAAGGGCGGCGGCGAGGACUUCUACGACGUGAGCCUCGUCGACGGGUACAACCUCCCCGUCGUCGCCAUCCCGCGCGCGCUAAGCGGGCCCGGCGCGUGCAACGCCACCGGCUGCUUGGCCGACCUCAACCGAUCGUGCCCGACGGAGCUGCAGGUAGUCUACGGCGGCGGCGCGAUCGCGUGCCGGAGUGCGUGCGAGGCGUUCGGGCAGGACAGGUACUGCUGCAGCGGCGCCUACGGCACCCCGGCGGCGUGCCGGCCGACGUCGUACUCGUCCGUCUUCAAGAUGGCGUGCCCGCGCGCCUACAGCUACGCCUACGACGACAGCACCAGCACCUUCACCUGCAGCGCCGACGACUACACCGUCGCCUUCUGCCUCCCCACCUCCGGGAUAAAGGAGUCGGACGCCGUGUUCCUGGGCGCGCAGAUCGUCGGCGGCCGCGGCACCGGUGCUGCCGAAGCCAACGAUAUCGCGCCGCCGGCGUACGGCAACGGUGGCGCGGGCGCUUAUGCACCGCCGACCUACGACAGCCGCAGCGGUGGUGGAGCCGGAGGUCCUUACCUGCCGCCAGUUUACAACUACGGGCCUGGCGGCGACCGCAUACCGCCGGCGAUGAGGAUCUCGUCGGCUUGCAGUACGACGGCGGCGACGUACAUCCGGCCGUGGCUUCCGCUGCUG